Aphanomyces invadans is the source of this 3174-nucleotide messenger RNA. Its product is annotated as calcium-translocating P-type ATPase, PMCA-type. Bases 1 to 3174 code for a protein of 1057 amino acids. The record is from RefSeq and is a predicted model, not a curated record. Gene Ontology annotation, biological process: calcium ion transmembrane transport. Gene Ontology annotation, molecular function: P-type calcium transporter activity; ATP binding; ATP hydrolysis activity. Gene Ontology annotation, cellular component: membrane; intracellular membrane-bounded organelle. The transcript is spliced from 6 exons. Lineage: Eukaryota; Oomycota; Saprolegniomycetes; Saprolegniales; Verrucalvaceae.
AUGACCCGAGUGACGCCACUGGGGGCCAAGAGCCCAGAUGACGACGGCACGUUUGUCCUGCCGCAUCCUGUAGUGCCUGGCCCAGCGCGAAUAGAGCUUGAGGGGGGCGGGUUUGGCAUUUCAAAGCAAGGUCUAGCUGACAUCAACAUCGACCAGAUGACAGAGACAAAUAUGAAGAACCUCCAGGCUUUGGGUGGGGUCGACGGCCUCGCCAAGAAGCUCCAUGUUGACACCAAGACAGGGCUCAGCCGCCAGGAGGUUGACAACCAGUUUGUCGCGCGACGGGCAACGUAUGGAACCAAUACGUUUGUGGAAGCGCCGAGCCAGAGCUUUCUGUCCCUGUUCCUCGACUGCUUUAAAGACACGACGCUCAUCAUUUUGAACAUUGCUGCCAUGGCGUCGAUUGCGACUGGAAUGAUCGAGAACCCUGAACACGGGUGGGUCGAGGGGUUUACAAUCCUCGUGGCCGUUGUGCUCGUUGCGUUUGUAAGCUCGGUCAGCAACUACACGAAGGAGCUUCAGUUCCGCGCGCUCAACGCCAAGAACGACGAGUUCACGGUCAAGGUAUUGCGCGCUGGGUCGUACGACCAAGUGCCAGUCGCAGACAUCAACGUCGGCGACAUCGUCGUGCUUGAAAGCGGCGACAAGGUGCCUGCCGACGCCGUCUUCCUUCGCGGUCAGGACGUCAAGUGCAAUGAGUCGAGCCUGACGGGCGAACCGGACGAAGUCACGAAAGGGCACUCGAAAGACCCGUUCCUUCUCUCAGGAUGUUUGCUUGCGUCGGGUCGCUGCGAAGUCAUCAUCACGGCGAUCGGGUCCGACUCAAGAUGGGGUCGAAUCAAGGCCAAACUCGUCCGGGAGCACCGCGCGACGCCGCUCAUGGAGAAGCUCGACGACAUGGUCAAGGUCAUCGGGUACGGUGGCAUGGGCUGCGCGAUCGCCACAAUGAUUGCCAUGGUGUCCAUCUACGCAACGACAGCACCGGAGUUGCGAAAAGGGUCAUGGGUGCACAAGCUGCUGGAUACGUUUAUCAUCGGGGUCACGAUUGUCGUUGUGGCGAUCCCCGAGGGCCUGCCGCUGGCAGUGACUAUCUCGUUGUCGUACUCGACCAAGAAGAUGCUGAACGACCACAACUUGAUUCGUGUAUUGGCGGCAUGUGAAACAAUGGGCAACUGCACGAGCAUUUGCUCCGACAAGACUGGCACCCUCACCGAGAACCGCAUGACGGUCGUUGAGCUGUGGACGCAGGGGAAGCACUACGAUGCGCCGGCGAUGCAGAGCCCCAUCAAGCUCGACACUCGCUUCUUCGACACGAUUUCGACCGCGAUUUGCGCCAAUUCGACAGCUCAGUUGCUCGACAAAGGAGCUAGUGACGUCCCGAUCGUCCAAGGCAAUAAGACAGAAGGCGCACUGCUCCUGUGGCUGCGACAACAGGGGGUCGUUUAUAAGGACGUCCGAGACGCGGCAUUCCGCCCGCACACCGGCGACCGGAUGUACACGUUUUCCUCGGAGCGGAAGAGCAUGAGCACGAUUGUCAGGAGUGCCGAGGCCAACAACAACGCGGGUGGGUUCCGGCUGUACUCGAAGGGGGCAGCCGAGAUCAUUUUGACGCGGUGCACCCACGUUUUGAAAGCAAACGGGACGAUCGGCGUCCUCAAUAAAGUCACCAACGACGACAUCCACGACACGAUCGUGAGCAUGGCCAAGAUGUGCCUCCGUACCAUGUGCGUCGCCUUCCGCGACUUUGCCGCGAACGAACUCCCGAGCGACCUCAGCACGCUCGACAACCCUCCCGAAGGCAACAUGGUGUGCUGCGCCAUCUUUGGCAUCAUGGACCCUCUCCGAGCCGACGUCGCGGACAGCGUCCAGAUUUGCCAGAGGGCUGGCAUCACGGUCCGCAUGGUAACGGGGGAUAAUAUCCACACCGCCCGCGCGAUUGCAAAGCAAUGUGGCAUCCUUACUGCCGAUGGCGUCGCGUUGGAGGGGCCGGUAUUUCGCCAAAUGCCCAAGGACCAGUUGCUGCCGCUGUUACCGAAACUGCAGGUCUUGGCUCGAUCGUCGCCAGACGACAAGCACAUGCUCGUGACGAUGCUUCGCGCGCGACAAGAAGUCGUGGGGGUGACUGGCGAUGGCACGAACGACGCGCCAGCGCUUCGAGCGGCAGACGUCGGGCUCGCCAUGGGUAUUGCCGGCACUGACUUGGCCAAGGAGGCUGCAGACAUCAUCAUCAUGGAUGACCGAUUCGCUUCGAUCAAGCAGUCCGUGCUGUGGGGGCGAUGUGUGUACGACAACAUUCGCAAGUUCGUCCAGUUUCAACUCACGGUGAACGUCGUGGCGCUCGCGCUGACGUUCUUGGGGGCGCUGACGGGAUUCGACCCGCCAUUGAAUGCUGUGAUGAUGCUGUGGGUCAAUCUAAUCAUGGACACAAUGGGGGCACUCGCGCUGGGCACAGAAGUGCCCAAGCCCGAGCUCCUGCUGCGACGACCGUACAAAAAGGACGCGUCGCUCCUGAGCCGCAUCAUGAUCAAGCAUAUCCUCGUCCAGUCCGCGUUCCAGUUGACAGCAUUGUUGACGCUGUUGUUUCUCGGUCCUGGCUGGCUGGGGGUCCCAAAUGGCAACACGUGUGUGAGCGCCACGUACGCAUGGAUCGACGAUGCCGCGGUCGUGUCGGCCAAAGAGCCGUGCUUCCUCCUUCAAAACCACUCGACGUGCGGAGGCGUGGUCAACUGCUCCAUGUACCUGCCGCUGUACCCGACUUUCAACGACACGCACACGGUCGUGCCCAACGUGCCCGCCGACUGCCUCGUCCAGCCCAUCGUGUGCGACGUCUACGACUACCGGCACUUCACCUUUAUCUUCAACGUGUUUGUGUUUGCCCAAGUUUUCAACGAGAUCAAUGCGCGCAGCGUCACCAACGACUGGCGAGUCCUGAACGGGUUCAUGUCCAACUCGAUGUUUCUAUUUAUCCUUGUCAUGACGAUCGUGUGCCAAGUCUUGAUUGUCGAGUUUGGCGGCAACUUUACCAAGACGUCGCCGCUCGACGCCGCGAUGUGGGGCUACAGCGUCGCCAUUGGGUUCUUGGCGCUGCCACUCGGGGUCGCCAUGCGGUUCAUUCCAGUCCAAGAAGACCCGACGUCGUUUGCGAAUCCGAAUGGCCUGACCAUUGUCAAGUAA